GUACCGCGUGGAGAUGAGCCACCAGGGAGGUGAUCCGAGCAAGAACAUAGUGCGUGAGUUUGCCUCAGACUUUGAGGUAGGCGAGUGCUGGGGCUACAACCGCUUCUUCCGCCUCGACCUCCUCGCCUCCGAGGGCUACCUCAGCGGAGACACCCUUCUGCUGCGCUUCGAGGUGCGGCCACCCACCUUCUUCCACAAGUGUCGGGAUCAGCAGUGGUACCUGGCACAGCUGCAGGCACAACAGGCCAGCUGAUGCAGCAGGUGCAACAGCUCAAGGAG
This is a messenger RNA of Rhipicephalus sanguineus (brown dog tick), 279 nucleotides long. Its product is annotated as E3 ubiquitin-protein ligase TRIM37-like. The record is from RefSeq and is a predicted model, not a curated record. Lineage: Eukaryota; Metazoa; Arthropoda; Arachnida; Ixodida; Ixodidae. The coding region runs from base 14 to 253 and encodes 79 amino acids. Gene Ontology annotation, biological process: protein autoubiquitination; negative regulation of centriole replication. Gene Ontology annotation, molecular function: ubiquitin protein ligase activity; ubiquitin protein ligase binding; tumor necrosis factor receptor binding. The transcript has 2 exons. Gene Ontology annotation, cellular component: aggresome; peroxisome.